Messenger RNA from Panicum virgatum (switchgrass), 1814 nucleotides. RefSeq names its product transcription factor PIF5-like. Gene Ontology annotation, cellular component: nucleus. The transcript is spliced from 8 exons. The record is from RefSeq and is a predicted model, not a curated record. Lineage: Eukaryota; Viridiplantae; Streptophyta; Magnoliopsida; Poales; Poaceae. Bases 339 to 1214 code for a protein of 291 amino acids. Gene Ontology annotation, molecular function: protein dimerization activity.
AGGACCGAGGCGCUGCAGCAACGGAAAGGCAGCAGAGCCCUCAAAAGCUCUGCGCUGCAGCUUUCUCGGGCCGGAGAAAAGCCGAAACAAACAAACCAACGAACAGGAGAGAGAGAGAAGACGGGGGCAGGGCGUUGGAGGGGGAGAAGGCGAGAGAGAAAGUGAGCCAAGGCGCUGUCACUGCAGCGAGGCAUGGGCGCAAACCAUAGGGGGAGAGCGGCGACCACUUCUCGACUUCUCGUCUCGCGUGCUCUGCUGCCGGGUUGCGUUGGCUGACUUCUCGUCUCGCCGUAGUUGGUGUGCGAGUGCGAUCGAUCCGUAAGCCGCUGGUGCCGGCGAUGGACGCGCAACAGCUGGAUUUGUUCCUGCGUCGUCACCAAAGCAUGGCCAACGUCUGCUGCGAGAGCGAGGACGCGCUGGGGUCGUCGGAGUCGGAGCCCGCGAGGCCGGCGCGCCCGCGCGGCAAGAGGAGCCGCGCCGCCGAGGUGCACAACCUCUCCGAGAAGAGGAGGAGGAGCAGGAUCAACGAGAAGAUGAAGGCGUUGCAGACCCUCGUACCCAACUCCAGCAAGACGGACAAGGCCUCCAUGCUUGACGAUGCCAUUGAGUACCUGAAGCAGCUUCAGCUACAGGUGCAGAUGUUGUCUAUGAGGAAUGGCCUGUAUCUUCCCCCAGCAAACUUAUCUGGAGUACCUGAGGUUCUGGCAACCUCAGAAGUGUGCGCCACGAUUAACCAAAGUGGUGUCAAGGCAUCAGAUUCUGGGGUUGCCCUACUUCCUGUGAACCAAAGUUCUGUAGCUCAUCAUUCAUUUGAUCCACCAAAUCAUGACCAACGGCAUAACAAAUCCCUUGUUUUGCAAAGUAUCCCUACUAGUUCAACGACCAUAGCUCGAUUCCUUCAAGAGCCAGCUCAGGCCAACCUUCAAUCCUUUCAGCUAGCUGUACCUCCUGAGAUGAUCCUCAAGGAGGACAUGAUGUUAAAGCAUCGCCUGACUUCAGUUCAAGGAACCACGUCGGUACCAGGGCAUGAGGUCAAGCUUGCUAGUCAGGAAACAUGUACGGUGAAUUCUGGUCAUUUCAAUAGAGGUUCACAAAGGAAAGAAGUAGCACGAGACAUGAUGCCGAAAAACACUGAAAGUGUACUAUUUAUGCCAUACUUGCACGGCUUGCAAAGCGGUGACACCAAUGGAGGUCUGAGGGCAGAACCAAGCUAGCUGCAUAAUGGAUAGACCGUUCUGAAUGCUUUUCCAGUUAGGAUGCUUCAUUUUGGAAGGACAGUGUACUAGGAGAAGCAAGUUCCGACGAGCGUCAGUCCCACCUUGUCGAUCUGAAUGUUAGCAGCUAAAUCAGGUUGUAGUCUGAUAGACUAAUUUGUAAAGAAAGACCUCAGUCAACUUGCAAAUAUAUCCACUAUGGACUUGAGGGAUAUAUAAUCAUGCAUACGAUGAAUUAGUAAGGCCACACUGAGCAGUGAAUAGGUGAAUGGAUUUGUCUGGUCAUCAGCCCAUCCCGUACUCCCGCUUCUGUAAUUCUGAGUGAGCCUCUGUGUUAUCCGUAAUAUAAUGCUAUCAACAUUUCAGCGAGUUAAUCGGGAUAAACCUGGAGCUUUGCAAUGGCAAAGGCCUGACCAUUUAAGGGACUGGAUGCAGGAUCAAGGCAAAAGCUGGAGACGUGCCUAGUAACCUGAAGCAGGCAGAGGUUUUUCUUUUGGGAAUAUUAGAUUUGUGUCACUAUCAAUUCCAGGAUCAGUAUUUGCUAUUGCUUUUGUAAUAUUCUCGGAAUCACGCUGCAUAAAAUUUAUGCCGCUGUUGUAA